Molecule: messenger RNA, 3063 nt
Organism: Leptopilina boulardi
Lineage: Eukaryota; Metazoa; Arthropoda; Insecta; Hymenoptera; Figitidae
Gene: GC
Product: cytochrome P450 6k1-like
Exons: 9
Coding region: 418-2739 (773 amino acids)
Biological process (GO): peptidyl-glutamic acid carboxylation
Molecular function (GO): heme binding; monooxygenase activity; iron ion binding
Source: RefSeq, a predicted model, not a curated record
AAAUAAAAGAAUAAUAAAUUAAUUUAACAAUUUUUAGCAUAAAAAUUUGUAUAAAUAUGUCAAUAUAUAUUGACAAUUGACAAUAUAUUGUCAACCUUUAAUGUAAAAGCAGGAAGAAGAAAUAUGUUUACUAGUAUAAUAAAAUUGCGCGGGCGCAAGUCAAUAUUAUAAGAUGUUGCCUGGCGACAAAAGCAAAAUUGCUAUUCAAAGGGUUCAAUCUCAUUUAUCUAGGAUCCUCUUCUUCAGAUGUUGUUUAGAAUUUAAUGAACAAGUAUCGCUCAAACUAACAAGUGCGUUUUUCUUUAUAGAAUAUUUCCAUACAAAAUUAAACACCGUACACUGUUUUAACUUCAUUAAAAAAAAAAUAAAUAAAAUUUUAACAACAAAAUUAUUAUUUUCUUUUAUUAACUAUAAAAAAUGUGGAAAAGAAAAAAAAGUGACACGAACUGUCAAAAUGAAGAAAACGACAAUAAAAAUAAAAAACAAUACGAAUUAAAAAUUUCAACUUCCAAAAUUUGCCUGAGGCAAAAUUUUCAGAGAAAUUUUGAAAAUUUUACUGGUUUUCAAAUAGAUGAACUUACAACAUUUAAAAAAUUCGUCAAGUUACUUUAUCGACCAACUGAUCCUUCAAGUUUAGGAGUAACACGAGCACUUUUUGGACUCUGCAUGGUGAUUGAUAUUGUUCACGAAAGGGGAUUAUCUAAUAUAGACAAAAAAUGGGGUGAUUCUAAAAUUUGUCGAUUUCCCCUAAUUCAUGGAAUGGAAUCACCAACUCUUCCAUGGAUGACAAUUAUUUAUACAAUAAUGUGGUUAGGUGCUUUUGGAAUUAUGCUUGGAUAUUAUUUCAAAAUUGCCUGCUUUUGUUUUGUUCUACCCUAUUGGUACAUAUUUUUAUUAGACAAAACAUUUUGGAAUAAUCACAGCUAUUUAUAUGGUAUUGUUGCUAUUCUCUAUUGGGGAACAGGUGCAAACAAAUAUUUUUCCAUAGAUUCAUUAAUGAAUAAGAAUAAUGAUGGAAAAAUACCACUUUGGAAUUAUUUUAUUUUACGAUUUCAAUUUUUUCUUUUAUAUUUUUUGGCUGGUUUGAAAAAAACUGAUAGAGAUUGGUUAAGUGGAUAUUCAGUGGUCAGUUUAUCAGGACAUUGGGUAUUUUUUCCAUUUACAAUAAUAUUAACAGCAGAACAAACUAAUCAUUUUAUUGUACACUUAUUUGGAUUUAUUUUUGAUUUAACAAUUGGAUUUUGGAUGAUGUUUGACAAAACACGUUUGCCAGCCAUGUUAGUUUGUACUGCUUUUCAUCUGAUGAAUACAAGACUUUUUGCUAUUGGAAUGUUUCCAUACACAUGUCUAGCAACAAUGCCACUAUUCUGUCAUGUUGAUUGGCCAAGAAAAUUUGAAAAUUUUACCAUUAUUUCUAAAAUAUAUUCUCAUCUUAAAAAGUGGAAAUUCAAUGUUAAAUUACUUUUUAAAAAAAUGUUUUUCGCCUCUGCAAAAGAUAAUCAAAGGAAAAAUGACGAUAAUGAUGAAAAUCAUGAUACAAGUGAUAAAAUUUUGCAACAAGAUAACUAUGUAGCAAAAAAUGAAAUUCAAAAUUUGAAAAUAAUCAAUAAACCAAGGGAAGAAAAUUUUGAUGACUAUUCAAAUGAAACAAUUAAUUUUAAAUUACCACUCAAUAAAGAUUGUUUAAAUCAACAAGAAAGGAAAAAGAAAAGUGAACUUGUUCGUUCCAAAAGUUUUUAUGAAAAUAAGAACGAAAAUGUUUCAAAGAAAAAAAAAUUUGUUAUUUUUCUACUAAUUUUUCACAUUGGAUUACAGUGUUUUUUACCAUACUCUCAUUUCAUUACACAAGGAUAUAAUAAUUGGGUUCCUGGUUUAUAUGGAUAUUCAUGGAACAUGAUGGUCAAUUAUUGGGACGCUAUAGCUGUUAUAGUACAAGUACAUGAUAAUGUGAAUAAUGAAGACUAUUUUAUAAAUCCCGAUGCUUAUGUUAUAAAUAAUAGAUGGUGGCGACAUGGGGACAUGGUAAAGCAAUAUGCACAUUGUUUAAAGGACAAUCUAAUGAAAGAAAAACAAGUGACCCUGUCAUCUAAUAUAAGCAUUUAUGUGGAUGUAUGGUGUUCUCUAAAUGGUAGAUUUCAACAGAGAAUGUUUAAACCAAAUGUUGAUAUAUUGACUGCAGAAUGGCAUCCAUUGAAACCUGUUUCAUUUUUAGUUCCUUUAUUGACAAAAUUUAAUCUUCAUCGAUAUAAUUUAGAGGAAAUUGAAAAACAAGUUUACACGUGGUCAAAUUAUUCUGACGUUUAUUUUGUCGCCGACUAUUCAGGAAUGAAAAAAUUAAAUUUUGUCGAUAAAGAAUUGACAAAUGUCACAUUGCAUGUAAUAGAGGGAGAAAUAUCAUACAUUGAAGAGGGAGAAAAGGAGAAAGUAAUAAUUCCAAAAGGAGAUCAUUUUCAUGUUACAAGUCAAGUAUUUCAUCAAGUCGAGGUCAUUAGUUCAGAACCAGCAUGUUAUAUGUACACAUUUUUAAAUAAAACUAGCGAAAAUUUUUAUCGAAAUAAUAGAAUAAAUAAAUUAUCCGAAACUUAUUCUAGUCCACCGACAUUUAAAACUUUCAUUUAUGAAGUGAAGGACAAUUUUAAAGCAUGGAUAAGAGCUAUCAAGCAUAUAAAAAGUGCAUUUUUUAAUAUUAUUUUCUCUAAUUCGUCACUUUAUGAUUGUAGUAUAAAAAAUAAUUUAUAAAUUUUUAUCAAGAAUUUCCUUAAUUUUUGGUGUAUUAAAAAAAGUGGUUAAAUUUUUUUUGCAAAAAAUUCAAUUUAAAAGUAAAUUAAAUUAUACAUACAUUUCAUGCUACAGAAUUUAUAUCAUAAUUUAUAAAUUGUAACACAUCUUUUUAGCAAGAUCAUUAAUUCACUGAGAUAAAUUUCUCAUUGUAAAAAUAGUGUAUUUAUAGUUAGAUUAAUGAGAGCGAAUUCCAUAUAGGUGUCUUGUAAGAUUAGUCACAAUCUUCAGACUUCGGAACUAUCAGUUUUAAUUUAAAAAUAAAAAGCAUUUUAUCAAACCCUA